UAGUAGCAUUGUGUGUGGGUGUGAUGUGUGCAGCUGUCAUCCAUCCCUCCACAAUAAGGAUCACUAGAGGCACAGCUCUUCCUCAGCUUCACUGGAUACACUGACCUGAACACUGAAUCUGGAUCUCCUAUACAAUUCCCUGGAAAGCUUCAAUUCAGCAUUUUAAGCUGCAACUAAAAAACACAAGCUGAUAUUUGAAAGGGGAAUUUUAAUGAAAAAAAAUGCACUUGGAUAUUACAUUUCAGUAAGGAGCUCUGUGCAGGCGAUGAAUGAUCCUUCUCCAAGUGGCACCCUUGUUAAUAGAUCUCUAAGGUGUGACAUGACAGUAAGGAUGAAUGGUUCAUAACUUUGGUACUACUACUGGCUAUACACAUUUACAAUGCUCAGUUCAUUCAAAGAAAAAAUCUUCAGCCCUGGAAAAGAGGAAGUGAAGAACAACAUCGGGGACUCGCUGGGGAACUUGCAAAGGAAAAUUGAUGGGACAAAUACAGAAGAGGACACUUUUGAACUUGAUGAAGAUGGGAGACCUGUGCAAGCUCAGACUCAGCCACCUCCAAGAUUUGACUGCUACUGUUGUGGACUGCCCAAGCGAUAUAUUAUUGCCAUUAUGAGUGGCUUGGGGUUUUGCAUAUCCUUUGGAAUUAGGUGUAAUCUUGGUGUUGCCAUUGUCGAAAUGGUGAAUAACAACACUGUCUAUGUUGAUGGAAAACCAGAGAUUCAGAAAGCCCAGUUCAACUGGGAUCCAGAGACAGUCGGCCUCAUCCAUGGUUCGUUUUUCUGGGGCUACAUCAUAACCCAGAUACCAGGAGGGUUCAUUGCAAAUAAACUUGCUGCCAAUAGGGUUUUUGGUGCUGCUAUAUUUUUAACCUCAGUUUUAAAUAUGCUGAUACCAUCUGCGGCCAGGGCUCAUUUCGGAUGUGUUAUAUCAGUCCGGGUUCUCCAAGGACUUGUUGAGGGCGUUACCUACCCAGCAUGCCAUGGAAUGUGGAGUAAAUGGGCGCCUCCGAUGGAGAGAAGCAGACUGGCUACUACUUCAUUCUGUGGAUCCUAUGCUGGUGCAGUCAUUGCAAUGCCAUUAGCAGGAGUGAUGGUACAAUAUAUUGGUUGGUCUUCUGUAUUUUACAUUUACGGUGUAUUUGGCAUGUUCUGGUAUGUGUUCUGGCUGCUGCACGCCACAGAGAGUCCAGCUGCACAUCCUUCCAUCACGUUUGAAGAAAGAACUUACAUAGAGACAAGUAUAGGAGAAGGAAGCAACUUAGUUACAGCUGGUAAAUUCAAAACUCCCUGGAAGAAAUUUUUCACCUCUAUGCCAGUCUAUGCGAUCAUUGUAGCAAAUUUCUGCAGAAGCUGGACCUUUUAUUUGUUGCUAAUUAGUCAACCUGCUUAUUUUGAAGAGGUCUUUGGCUUUCCCAUAAGCAAGGUUGGCCUGCUUUCUGCAGUUCCGCACAUGGUUAUGACAAUCAUUGUACCUUUUGGGGGACAGCUGGCUGAUUUCUUGAGAAGCAGAAAGAUUCUGUCCACAACAACUGUCAGAAAAAUCAUGAACUGCGGAGGUUUUGGAAUGGAAGCAACUCUUCUCCUGGUGGUUGGUUAUUCCCAUACCAAGGCCAUAUCAAUAACAUUUUUGGUCCUUGCUGUGGGGUUUAGCGGCUUUGCUAUAUCAGGUUUUAAUGUCAACCAUUUAGAUAUUGCACCAAGGUAUGCCAGCAUUCUGAUGGGCAUUUCUAAUGGUGUUGGAACCUUGUCUGGGAUGGUGUGUCCACUCAUUGUUGGUGCAAUGACAAUAAACAAGACACGGGAAGAAUGGCAAAAUGUAUUCCUGAUUGCUGCAAUAGUCCAUUACAGUGGAGUUAUAUUCUAUGGGAUAUUCGCUUCAGGAGAGAAACAGGACUGGGCUGAUCCUGAGGACCUUAGUGAGGAUAAAUGUGGGAUCAUCGACAACGAUGAACUCGCUGAAGAAACUGAACUGAAUAAUGAAUCCUUCACAGGUUCAAAUAAAAAAUCCAGCUAUGGAGCUACUAUUCACAGCAAUGAAUCACGCAGGAAGGGAUGGAGAAGCAAAAAGGGAACGACACAGGAUGUAGACGAACAGAAUUUUUAUCAGCACGAAAACGGAAGUUACGAUUUGUCCUAAUUUCAGGAAGCAAUUAGUAUGUGAAAAGAUUCCAUAUUUACAUGUUUUAUUACCUGUUUUUAACUUGGGUUGUCACCAGGAGUUACUGAAAUAUCACCGAUAAAUGAUAGAGCUGCAUAUUCCUUUAAUGGAUAUGAAUUAAAAUGCUAUACAGGCAUCAUUGCUUUGGUAUAGUUAUACUUUCCUUCCACCAUAGCUAAAGAGAGAAGAUCCAUACCCCAUACUCGUCAACUGGAUUUCCAACCACGUGAAUAUAUCUGUAUAUACAUAUAUUUGUGUGUGUGUUUGUGUAGAAGGUUGUACUGUCUGUGAAAUGCAACAUGUUUACGCAUGUGUCAGUUAUACUUAUAUUUUUGGGAACGUGUGGGAACAUUUGGGAAAAAUCCCUACAGUGACAGUGUAGCCUAUGUACUCCAGUUGUUGCAAGUUGCCUCUUACAGCAUCCCUCUGGCAAUUCUGCUGCAGGGAGUGUAGUUCUGCAGGAGAUGGAAUGUUAAUGCUAAGCAGGCAGCUGAACUAAGAUUUCCUAGGUUAGGGUGCUAAUAGCUGAGCCGAGGCUUAGUUAUAACAUUUCAAAGCUAAGGUGGAGCUGAAAUGUUUUUAAGCAAUAAUAACACAUAAAAUACAGGCCAAGAAUGCCAACAACACAAAGAUGCGUUUGUUUGAGUAUCUGAAGGAAUCAGAGGAAGAUGGAUACAAAUUUAUUUUUGGAAUUUAGCAUAAAAUUAUAAAUAAAAAAUGUUUCCAGCAAUUGUACAUUACAGAAUGAUUUAACUGAAUUGUCACAGGAAUUAAAAGGGUCUAAACUAGGCUUUCACUGAACUCAGGCCUUUUGGAUUUGGCCAAGUACAGUCAAAAAAUGCUGUGUUUAGCUUGCUAGUACUAUCUGUAAUUUUACAUGAUCACAAGGUUUGGAUUCAAUUUGGUCAAAGACACUUUUUUUCCACUGGAAAAACAACAAAAUGCUUGGCUAACCAACUAACAUACAUGGUCUAAAGAGAUCCUUGCCACUCCUGAGAAACCGUUAAGGUAUCCCUGCUCUAUUUUAUUCGGACCCUGUUAUUACUUUUUUUUUCCGAAACUGUAGUCUGGAUACAGACCCAUAUAUUAGUGGAAGCCUCACCUCAGUAAUAAAUGGAGUAAAACACCUAUAGCUGUGAGGUGUGGUGAAUCUAUGAUUAUAGAAUCUAUUUUGAGCCAAAGACUUUGAGCAUUGACCAUCCCAUGGAGUUCAUUAGGGUUAAACUGAACACUAAUAUGGUCCUCUGUUAUUUCAUAUGACAGCAAAGAACAGGGCUAAUGUCCUGGCCUCCCAAGUGGCAUGUGUAGCAUUUUGUAGGAAUACCAUCAAAUCACUUACUAUUUUAUUUAAAGAACAAACCUUAAAGCAUAUGGAAAAUGUGGACAUAUGCAAUUUUGUUAGAAAACCUGCCUCUACAAUAAAUCUGCUUAUUUUUUAAAGGUGCACUUUUACUUCAUUACUAUCCUGUUGAAAUCUGAUUUUAGCCAUGAGAUUUUAAUAGGCUUCAUUAACAGAUUCUUAGUGUAGUACAAGGCACAGAGAUGGGCACACAUAUUUGUUGGUAAAACAUUUCUCAUACAUUUGCAAUUGUUAGCUGCAGCUCUAGCUUGUAUGCCUUAGUGCAAUAGUGCUGUGUUCUCUUUGCUUGCUGUGUAUUUGGCAAAAGAAGAUAACACCCAUGCCAUGCCCUUGUGGCGUCAGUAAUGUUACACAUGAGAUUUGCAAAGAGGCACAAGAGUUGCGCCUAUAUCAUCCAUAUUAUUUAAAAGCAGGAGAAAUGGUGGUAGAGUUCUGAAGCUAAAGCUACUUCAUGGGCAAAAAAACUAACAGUAAAUUGUGUUGAUUAUUACAAUUUGCACAUUGCUUAUUCCAAGAAAAUGAGGCCUGGGAGUUCUAUAUGAAAUUGAUUUUUUUUUUAAAAAAUACAUACAUAGAUGAAAUCUGUAUCUCCAAUGUGCCAGAAAAGAAUAAAGCUCAUUAAAAGCUCAUAUAAAGCUCAUCAAAACUCAUAUGUAUUUAGA
Molecule: messenger RNA, 4177 nt
Organism: Xenopus laevis (African clawed frog)
Lineage: Eukaryota; Metazoa; Chordata; Amphibia; Anura; Pipidae
Gene: slc17a8.L
Product: vesicular glutamate transporter 3
Exons: 12
Coding region: 380-2134 (584 amino acids)
Biological process (GO): synaptic transmission, glutamatergic; regulation of synapse structure or activity; transmembrane transport
Cellular component (GO): plasma membrane; synapse; synaptic vesicle membrane
Molecular function (GO): L-glutamate transmembrane transporter activity; neurotransmitter transmembrane transporter activity; transmembrane transporter activity
Source: RefSeq, a predicted model, not a curated record